Drosophila persimilis is the source of this 1413-nucleotide messenger RNA. RefSeq names its product probable serine hydrolase. The record is from RefSeq and is a predicted model, not a curated record. The coding region runs from base 172 to 1164 and encodes 330 amino acids. The transcript is spliced from 2 exons. Lineage: Eukaryota; Metazoa; Arthropoda; Insecta; Diptera; Drosophilidae.
UUACGACGGCCACAGAUCAAAGUUCAUCAUCCAAGCACUUGUCUCAUAGCCAUUCCAUGAGUGGUGAAAUCACAAUCAGAACAUCACUGUGAAGCGAGCUGGAAGAACGUGCAACUGUCUGUCUGGUUCAACGUUAUUCAACGAAAACGAAAGAGCCAAACGUACCUUGAAAUGGAGGUCCUCAGGCAUCUACGCCUGCUAACAAAGUUAACAAAUGUCCGCCAAGCAAGCAGUGAAGCGACUAGACCCUUGAAGGUCCUCACAAAACACUUUGACGAAGUUUCGAUUCCCGUGCCAUGGGGUCACAUCGCGGGUAAAUGGUAUGGGCCAAAGCACGUCCGUCCUAUUGUGGGAAUGCAUGGAUGGCAGGAUAAUGCCGGAACAUUUGACACCCUCGCCCCGUUGCUCCCCAACCAUAUCUCCUUUCUAAGCAUCGAUAUGCCUGGCCACGGAUUGUCUUCGUGGCUACCGCCAGGAAUAUCCUACCACUCCAUUGACUACGUCCUCGUCACUCGUCGACUUAUGGAAGAGUACAACUGGGAUAAGAUAUCCAUGAUGGCUCACUCAAUGAGUUCCAUCAAUGGCUUUGUGUUCUGCGCUCUAUUUCCUGAGAAAGUGGAUAUGUUUAUUGGAUUGGACGUACUUAAACCGCCUGUUCGGAGUGCCCGUCACAUUGUAGAUGGAUUGAGCGAGCGACUGGAGGCUACAUUGAAACUAGAGCGACGCCUACGCAGCGGCUCCGAGCCGCCUUGCUAUGAAUGGGAUGAGUUGGAGAAGCGUCUCCACGAGGGAUCCAACAAAUCCGUUACACUGGAAUCUUGCAAGUACCUGCUGCAACGAAAUUGCAAAGCAUCUACCCACGAGCCACACAAGUAUUAUUUCUCCCGCGACAAUCGACUGAAGACCUCGCUUUUCUACACCCUUCACAACGAAGUGCCUCUGGAGAUGGCGAGUCGCAUCAAAUGCCCGCAUUUAUUCAUUAAAGCGUUGCAGGCCCCGUACUACGAACGAAAGGAGUACUACGAUGCUACCUUGGUGGAGCUACGGAAGAAUCCACUAUUCGAAUAUAACGAACUCGAUGGCACACAUCACGUUCAUCUCAACGAGCCAGAGAAAGUGGCUCCAAUCAUCAAUUCGUUUAUCAACAAGUACCGUCCCUUAUGAGAUCCCAUGGACUUGGAUAUCUAAAUAUCUGGAUGCCUGUACAUACUUUGGUAAUAGACCGAGCCCAGCAGAGACUAGAGAAAACCUCUUACGUUUACAGUUUUCCGUUGAUAUUGAUUGAAGGAUAUUUGAGACGCAAACCAAUCUUAGAUUGGGAUCCCCCAUUGAUGACCAUUUGGUUGCUUCUAUUUAAUUUAUUAUGUACAAUCGAUACCGGCAAUAACAUUAAAGUUAAAGACUAAAUUACAA